CUGGAGGCCGAAAGGCUGGAGGCCGAAAGGCUGGAGGCUGGAGGUCCACAUCUGGCUGUCUGUUCCCACAGGGGGCAGGUGGUGCUGGGCUACAACGAGGUGGAGAUCAGCAUGAAGGGAUCCGGAUACAUGUUCAUCCACGCCGCCGACAUGAUGCACUGCGCCGAGAACCACACGCGCAUGAUCAAAACUGGGGAAACUGGAAUCACCAUCUUCAGGCUGCUGUCCAAAAGCGGCCGCUGGAUCUGGGUCCAGUCCAACGCCCGCAUGGUGCUGAAGGCGGGAAAACCGGACUUCAUCGUGGCCCGGCAGAGGGCGCUAACCCAGGACGCCGCGGCGCUCAGCUCUCUGAGCGACGCCGCCUUCCAGGACUCUCACGCCACGCUCAGCAUCCCGGGGGACGCCGCGGGCAACGGGGGCCCCGCCCGCGCGGACGCCGCCCUGCAGGAGGUCAUGUCCACGCUGCAGGACAUCCUGGAGGACGGCGAGCUGAUGGGCGCGCUGGAGGUGGCUCCGGAGGAGCUGAAGGGCUGGGAGAGCGCCCUGCUGCGUCUGAGCGGCGAGGCGGGCGCCGACCCGGGGGACGUGCUGUCCUACUUCGAGGAGCAGCUGCAGCUGGACGUCCCCGUGGAGGCGUGGCCGGCGCCGGCGCCGCCCGCCCCGAACGGCGCCCCGGUGAUGGCGCCGCCGCUCAGCCACCUGGACUUCCCCCCGGUGGCCGUGGCGCCGCAGCCGAACGCCGUGAUCCCGUUGGCUCCGCCCCGCCGCCCUCAGAACCAGCUCGCCGCCGCGUUCCUAAUGCCCGACCAUAACGGGCCGCCGCACGCCGCCCCGCCGCCGCACGUCGCCGCGGCGACCCUCCAGGGGCGGCGGCCAAACCCGGCCUUCAGCCAGUGGAACGGCGCCGGCCAGAACAUUUCAAACGGUUUCCACGCCGACGCGGCGGCGCCCGGCCUCUUCACGCCGGCGCUCCACGAGCCGCCGUGGCCGCAGCGCCGCCCGCACACCGCCGAUGACGUCAUCGGCCGGGCGCCGCUCAGGGCGCCGCACGCCGCCACGCCGCCAUCAGCAGCCUGGGCGGCGCCGGCUUCCCGUUCCCGCUGCUGCCCAACGGCUCCUGCUUCUCCGACAGCAAAUGACCGGAAACGGCGUGUAACGGAGGCCAGCGGCCCAGCGGAGGAGCAGCAGGAACGAGUCUACUACUGGCCACAUCUGCCCUUUGAACUGAGGCUAGGGGCUGACCUUUGCUUCCCUCACUGCUCUGACGUCACCUUUGACCCGCUGCGCGCUCCCGAGGUGCAGCCAGAGCUCCGUCAGCGCGGGAGCGCGCAGCGGGUCAGAGCCAGGAGCUGCAGAGCUGCAGAGGAGCGGAGGAGAGGAGGAGCGGUCCCGGCCUGGUCCCGUGUUUCUGCGUGGGGAGUGGACCGGACCGAACCGGACCGGACCGGACUGGACUCUGCUUUGCUGGACCGGACUCUGCUUUGCUGGACCGGGCUUUUCCCCCGGUGUUCCCGGCCCUUUAUCCCGGUGUUCCCGGCCGUGCGGCUGCGCACCGGCGGUCCGGGGCCCGUCUGGACGCAGUUCCCCGUCACACAGCAGAUGAUCCCGGUGCCGCCAGUCCUCCGGAUCCGGGUCGAGGCUCCACCGGGCUCCAGCCCCCACCACCCCCCCCCCCCUCCCCCCCCCCCCCCCCCCCCGACCCCCCGGCCCACUGAGCCCCAUCAUGUUCGCCGGACGCAAGCGCAGGAAGCCGGCCCAGAAGGGAUUGUGUCUCUGUGGGGGAUGCUGGUGAAAGCGGCUCCGGCUGAGGGCGCCAAGUCCAACCCGUCCAAACGCCACCGCGAGCGUCUGAACGGCGAGCUGCAGCGGCUGGCCGGGCUGCUGCCCUUCCCCGAGGACGUGGUGUCCAGCCUGGACAAGCUGUCCAUCCUCCGGCUCAGCGUCAGCUACCUGCGGACCAAGAGCUUCUUCUCAGGUGGGAGGGGCCACGAGGGGGUCAAAGGCAAAAAAAGCUCCAACCUUUUCCGGCUCCAUCAGGAGGGUUUGCAGCCGUCUCAGAUCUCCUUGUGGUCCCUCCUGUCCCCAGGACACUGCUCCGGGACUGGCUCAUCCCUUGAGUUAGAGCACCAUUCUCUCACAGCUAAUUGGGUGAAUGAAGGAAUUAAACGGGAGGUGCGCCGGCUAGGCGGCGGCCAUGACGGCGGCAGCCAUGACGACGGCGGCCAUGACGGCGGCGUGCCGGAGGGCGAGCUGCUGCUGCAGGUGGGUCAUCACAGCCCUCAGAUCCAUCAGACCCAGAUCCUUCAGAUCCUUCAGAUCCUUCAGAUCCUUCAGACCCAGAUCCAUCAGAUCCAGAUCCUUCAGACCCAGAUCCUUCAGACCCAGAUCCUUCAGACCCAGAUCCUUCAGAUCCUUCAGAUCCUUCAGAUCCCUCAGAUCCCUCAGAUCCCUCAGACCCCUCAGACCCAGAUCCUUCAGACCCAGAUCCCCCAGAUCCCUCAGAUCCUUCAGAUCCCCCAGAUCCUUCAGAUCCCUCAGAUCCCCCAGAUCCCUCAGAUCCCUCAGAUCCUUCAGAUCCAGAUCCUUCAGAUCCAUCAGAUCCCUCAGAUCCUUCCCUUUGCUGUGGGCGGCCAUGUUGGAUCCUGGGGACAGCCGAAGGCCCCCUUACCCCGGAGGCCCGGGUCCAGUCGCUCUGGGGGGGUCUGCUUCACGCCUCCAGCUCAGAUGGCUGCAGAACGAUGGACUCCUCUUUCUGAUGCUCUGCACGGCUUCGUGUUGGUGGUGACGGCCGGGGGAACUGUCUUCUUCUGCUCUCACACCAUCCAGGAAUACCUCGGCUUCCAUCAG
Molecule: messenger RNA, 2847 nt
Organism: Menidia menidia (Atlantic silverside)
Lineage: Eukaryota; Metazoa; Chordata; Actinopteri; Atheriniformes; Atherinopsidae
Source: the annotation of a GenBank genome assembly